This is a messenger RNA of Paramormyrops kingsleyae, 2538 nucleotides long. Its product is annotated as cAMP-responsive element modulator-like. Lineage: Eukaryota; Metazoa; Chordata; Actinopteri; Osteoglossiformes; Mormyridae. Gene Ontology annotation, molecular function: cAMP response element binding; DNA-binding transcription factor activity, RNA polymerase II-specific; protein binding. The record is from RefSeq and is a predicted model, not a curated record. Gene Ontology annotation, biological process: regulation of transcription by RNA polymerase II. Gene Ontology annotation, cellular component: ATF4-CREB1 transcription factor complex; nucleus.
CGCUAUGUUAGGCAGAGCCGCGGGAGAAGCUCGUCGACAUUUUUACACGGCAUCAUCAGAGCUGACGUGGAGACUACGUGUGCAGCGGAUCGGGCCAUCCACCCCUACCGUAAUCAGUGACGAGCCCCACUACGUAAAAAAAACCUCGACGAGUAGCCAUGGAAACCAUGGUUGCAUCUCAGCAGGAUGCAAGUGUGAACGACUCUUUGUCUGACGGAGAAGUGAUUCGGAUUAAGAAUGAGUCCGGCUCGUCCUCGCUGGCACAGACCUCUGUAGGUGGGGAAGGAGGAACAGGAGCGCCCUCUGCAGUCACUGUGGUGCAACUGUCGGGGGGACAGACGCUGCACGUCCAGGGUGUCAUCCAGGCCCCCCAGGCUUCUGUUAUACAGUCCCCCCACAUCCAGAACAUGCAGGUGGUUGCAGUGGCGGCGUCUGAAGACGGGGAGACGGCGGAGGUGGCGAGAGACACGCAGAAGAGGAGGGAGAUUCUCACAAGGCGUCCGUCUUAUAGGAGGAUAUUCAAUGAUCUGUCGUCGGACGCGUCGGCCGUCCCGAAGAUCGAGGAGAAUCCAGAGGAGGACAGAGCUUCCCCCAGUGAUCCCCAAGUAUCGGCUGCCGCCUCCAUCUACCAGACCAGCUCCGGACAGUAUAUCGCCAUUACUCAGGGAGGAGCGAUCCAGAUCGCUGGACCAGGCACCGACGGGCUCCAAGGCCUGCAGAGCCUCGCCAUGUCCAACUCAACGGCGCCCCCACCUGGCACCACAAUAGUGCAGUAUGCGGCUCAGCCAGGGGACGGGACCCCACACCUCUUUGUGCCGGGCAGUCAGGUCGUUGUGCAAGCUGCCACCGGGGACAUGCCAGCCUAUCAGAUCCGCACGCCGGUCUCCAGCCUUGCCCAGAACGUCGUGAUGGCCGCCUCUCCUGGUGCCCUGCACAGCCCUCAGCCACAGCACACCGAGGAGGCCACACGCAAGAGGGAGGUCCGUCUCAUGAAGAACAGGGAGGCCGCGCGGGAGUGCCGCAGGAAGAAGAAGGAGUACGUUAAAUGUCUGGAGAACCGGGUGGCGGUGCUGGAAAACCAAAACAAGACUCUCAUCGAGGAGCUCAAGGCCUUAAAGGACAUCUAUUGCCAUAAAGCAGAGUAGCGGCUCGCUGGGUGCGCAGCCAGACGGACCUCCGGGGGGGUGGCGGGAGCGAGUGUCUCCGAAGGACUGAAGAUCCGCUGCACCGCUCCCGGGGCAUGGUGGGGGCGCUAGAGGAGCCCCAGACCCUGCCGACCCCCCCGUGUAUGAAUGUGUGUUGCCCCCUUUGCUUAUGCUUCCUGCAGGGAAACUGCGAAAGCCUGGAAAUCCAACCUUUCCACGCCGGAGUCCCCGAGGUUAUAGCUGGUGGGAUAUCAACAGGAAGAGGACGAACCGGGCGCAUCCGGAUGGGACGGAGGCGCAGUGUGUGUGCCCCGUCCACGUUCCCCGUCCUCCUAGCGCUUUGAGUCCCAACUCUCAUAUAGGCCUACAAUGAUCUUACUACCUGUAAAUUUCCCCAUAACUCCCAUUUAAACCAAACAGAAUAAGAGUGGAACUGGGACUUCUCAAUGCCGCCCCACAACAAGACUUUAUCAAUUUAUCAGUUCCUUUUUUUCUAGAGAUCUAUUUUCUAUUGCAAAAGAAUUGUAAGAAACUUUUAUUUUUGGAUUGUCACGUGAAACCCAGCCUUUCAGAUUCUGUAUAACAGCUGUGCUAUUCUAUCGAUUGCUUUUUUGAACGCCCAAAUAGGUAUAUAGUGAACGACAGAUGUCCCAGUGAUAGGUUUUUAUUAAAAUUGUUUUUGACCAUUAAAAACUUAAUUGCAUGGUUCUUCUUUAUAAACUUAUAGUUUUAUAUAAGUUAUGAAGAACGAGUCAAAAAAGAGUAUCGAUUUAUACAUUAGGGUACUUAUUUUUAAAAGAUCGAAAUGGAUGGACGAUUCUGCACAUGAGGAAUACUUCAGUUUCAGAAGCACAUUUUUUUGUGAAUGACGUUUGUUUACAUCAAGUAACAAUACAGUAGCGAGAACCGACAGCUCACACAUGCAACCAAACGUUAUAGCAUUUUAUAGUUCUUGUUUCUGAACUGGAGAGACUUUGAUCAUUCGCAUACUAAAAGGGGAUUAUAACCCGCCGUACAAUACUUCUAUAAUACCAGUGUAAAUUCCAACACCGCCGACCCCAUAGGUUCAUAUUAAUGUAUAAAUUACGGCUCAAGUACUUUCGAUUGACACAUUUGAACCUUGACAUUUCUUAGCCCUGUGUCCCACAUCUGCAUACAGCUUUCUGUACUUUUCUGUUGCUCCAAAAACUCCUGCCUGUGUGUAAUGAUUCAUAUACACACACAAUUUCCGCCUGGGUGGAAAACGUUGUCCGCUGUGGUUUCUGUCUUCUGUAAUCCUCUUUUUAUUACCAUUCAUUAUUUAUUUAUAAACAGCAAGAAUCUAAAUGCGGACAACCCACAAACUGUACUAUGCCAUAAAUGUAAUAAAAGAUAAAACUGGAUAUUUCAAACA